Molecule: messenger RNA, 312 nt
Organism: Loa loa (African eye worm)
Lineage: Eukaryota; Metazoa; Nematoda; Chromadorea; Rhabditida; Onchocercidae
Exons: 2
Source: RefSeq, a predicted model, not a curated record
AUGAAUUCUUUCUUGGGAGCAGUUCUUGAACAGCAUCGCACAUUUUCUGUUAUUGAUUUGGAUCACUUAGAUAGUCUAUCAGACGAUAAUAUUCGAAUGACGGUGGCACAGAUUGAUAGCUUUUUGACAUCCAUUCAGUCCUUCUAUGAGAAAACAUUCUCUGAAUACAGUGCUUUUACGGAUAUCAUUUUCCCAUUUUUUAUGUUUUUGAAUGCUUUGGUGGCAGCGGUUUCGUACAAGCGCUUUCAUAUGACUCAGUUAAUGAAUUUACGCAAUUUGAUUACUACCUACAACUUCCCAGCCAAAUUUUCG